GGUCCCCUGCAGGCGCGGGGCUUCUCUCCCCUACUGGGCGCACAUAAAUGCCCCAGCGGGCACUGCGUUGGGGACCACUGUGCUAGACAUUAGUCAGGGAAGUACUGAAAUGCUGGCCACAUGGGUUUUUGUACUCUGGAAAAUCACAGUUAUAACAUAUUAAUUAGUACAAAGUGAAACAUCUAGUGUAGACUAGGGCUGGUGUGUUUAAGUUUGUAUUUGCUGGCUGUGGUUAACCCCCCAGCUCAGUGUAGAGUCUACAAGGUCUUUUGCUCCAGCCUGGCGUUGCUGCACUGCUGGGUGAUGGUGGGAGAUGCUGCAGGGCCUGGGCCGGUGAAUGGAAUUGUGGUGGAGAAUCAAACGGCUGUUAGAGCAACGAGGGGCGUGAGCACCUGGGAGGUCAGCGGGUGAAGCAGAGCCCGUGGCCCGGCACGGCUGUAGGGUUCCGCAGGCUGGGCUGGGAGCUGCAGUGGCUGGCAGGUCCCAGGCUCUGAGCGGCAGGAUACGCACAGGCUGCAGAGACAGCGCCACGGGGGGUAACCCCGGAGCCCCAGGCUGCUGUGCACGGGUCUGUGCUGGGCCUGCGUGCGGCAGAGCUCCCCGUCCUGUUCUCGUGCGGGCCCGAGCAGCCCGGGGCGCGGCAGAGCCGCGGGGGGAGGGGAUCUCGUGCCUCACACGAGCAGGCCCAGCCUCGGGGAAAGCGUCGCUCGCUUCUCGCCGGCCCGCGGCAGAGCGCGACCUCUGGACCGGAGCAGCUCGAACCGGAGGCCACUCAGCGCAUGCGCGGAACCGGAAGUCCGCCAGGCAUUGCUUCUUUAGGGCCCUUCUAUGCUACUGAACUGAGGCGUUUCUAUAGCCCGCGGCUGCCGCUCGCUCGGGGAGCUGUGAGGGAGGGGGAGUGGCGGCGCCUCCGGCUGCCUCGCGGGGAGCCGGCGCGGGGGGAUGGGCGAGAGUACCAGCCCCAUCAGCGUGAUCCUGGUGAGCUCGGGCAGCCGCGGCAACAAGCUGCUCUUCCGCUUCCCCUUCCAGCGGGGCCCGGAGCACCCGGCCGCCCAGGCCGGUAAGCCAAGGAGCCGAUAUGCUGUGAAUAGCACUAAUGACAACACAGAAGACCAAGAUGGAGACUCCAGAGAGCAAUGUCCUCUAACUGAUGAGCAAUUGGUUUCAGGAUUUUCAGAUGUCAUCCUGGCAACAAUUUUGGCUACCAAAUCAGAUAUGUGUGGCAAAAAAUUUGAGCUGAAGAUUGAUAAUGUCCGUUUUGUUGGCCACCCUACCUUGCUGCAGCAUGCCCUCGGGCAGGUAUCCAAAACUGAUCCAUCACCAAAGAGAGAGAUGCCCACCAUGAUUCUCUUUAAUGUUGUAUUUGCCUUAAGGGCCAACGCAGAUCCAUCGGUGAUCAACUGUUUACACAACCUCUCUCGUCGAAUUGCCAUAGUUCUACAGCAUGAGGAGCGUCGUUGUCAGUACCUGACCAGAGAGGCCAAGCUGAUCCUAGCCAUUCAGGAUGAAGUGUCUGCCAUGUCAGAAACAGCAGAAGGUCCGCAAUCACCUUUCCAUCACAUUCUACCAAAGUGCAAGCUGGCCAGAGACCUCAAGGAGGCUUAUGACAGUCUUUGUACUACAGGGGUGGUGCGAUUGCACAUCAACAACUGGCUUGAAGUGAGUUUCUGUCUGCCUCAUAAAAUCCAUUAUGUUGCAACAAGCUUUAUACCUCCUGAAGCGAUUGAAAGAAGCCUGAAAGCUAUUAGGCCUUACCAUGCCUUAUUACUACUGAAUGAUGAGAAAUCGUUGCUUAAUGAGCUCCCAUUGGACUGUUCCCCGGCCCUGGUGAGAGUGAUUAAAACUACCUCUGCUGUGAAGAAUCUGCAGCAGCUGGCUCAGGAUGCUGACCUGGCAUUACUACAGGUUUUCCAGCUUGCUGCACAUCUGGUUUACUGGGGAAAAGCAAUUAUUGUCUAUCCACUGUGUGAAAACAACGUCUAUAUGCUGUCCCCCAAUGCCAGUGUUUGUCUUUACUCCCCUUUGGCAGAGGAAUUUUCAUGUCAGUUUCCUGGCCAUGAUUUGCCGUCUGUGCUUUCCAAGUUCUCUUUGCCAGUUUCCUUAUCAGAGUUCAAGAAUCCGCUAGCUCCGCCAGUACAGGAGACUCAGCUCAUACAGAUGGUGAUAUGGAUGCUCCAGCAUCGGCUUCUCAUCCAGCUCCACACAUAUGUCUGUUUGAUGGUGCCCCCGAAUGAGGAAGAUUUCCGAGCUCAAGAUGAAGACAUGCCCUUCACUGCCAGAGUUGGAAGCAGAAGUCUAAGCACUCCCAAUGCUCUCAGCUUUGGCUCCCCAACCAGUAGUGAUGAUAUGACUCUCACAAGCCCUAGUAUGGAUAAUUCCAGUGCUGAGCUGAUACCUGGUGGUGACUCUCCAUUGAAUAAACGGAUGACUGAGAACCUGCUAGCUAGCUUGUCUGAACACGAGCGGGAAGCUAUCCUCAAUGUCCCUGCUGCACAGAAUCCAGAGGAUCUACGCAUGUUUGCAAGGCUGCUGCACUAUUUCCGAGGACGGCACCAUUUGGAGGAGAUCAUGUAUAACGAGAACAUGCGCCGCUCCCAGCUGGUCAUGCUCUUUGAUAAGUUUCGCAGUGUGCUGGUUGUGACCAAUCAUGAGGACCCUGUGAUUUCAGUCUUCCAGUCCCUCUUGAAGUGACUAUGUGGAGUGUGGGAGGGGAACUGCUCCUCUGUUUUCAGCUCCUUCAGUCUUAAUAUUUUGUUUAUAUAAAUGUUAAUACAGGAGCAGGGUAGCAGCAGCCAGAGGUUCUACCUUUGCCAUUGACCUUCCCAGUGACCCUCAGCAAGUCACCCCUUCUCCCUCCCUUUCACCAUCUGGCUGGGGGAUGUAAACCCCAACCUGCUUGUGGACAGAGCUCUGCCCUCAAGAUGCAUGAGAGUGGGGAUAGAGAGGCACACACAAGUGAAGCAGUUCAGUCCAGCUACUCCCAGUGUGCCGUGUCUUCCCGAAAUCCCUGCCACUGGGCUGGGGUUCCUUGCUCCCUGCGCAGGCUGUGUGUGUGGAGUUGAAGAAAGGUUUUACCUUGGUGUCGCUGAAUAAACAACACUCACUUUGACUGGACAUUGGUGCAGCAGAAACUGGUUGCCUCUAUUCAAGUAGCAGAGCAGUGGUUUUAAAAAUGUCAAUGGCAUCUCCAGCCAAGUCUCCACUAGAAUCGCUACAGCAGCACAGCUAUAGUGCUGCUAGUGUAGAUGCUCUAUGCUGCUGAGAGAGCUGUCCUGACAGUAGCUGUGUCCACACCAGCACUUAAGUCAGUGUAUCUUGCAGUGCACAGAAGGGUAGCUUUUUCACUUCCGAGUAACUUAAAUUAUACUGAAGUAAGUGCUAGUUGUGUACAAGCCUUCAGUGUUGGCCUGAGGCAUGUAACUGCAUCCUGAGGUGCUUAAGUACCCUUGUGA
Molecule: messenger RNA, 3452 nt
Organism: Terrapene triunguis (Three-toed box turtle)
Lineage: Eukaryota; Metazoa; Chordata; Testudines; Emydidae
Gene: NPRL3
Product: NPR3 like, GATOR1 complex subunit
Exons: 14
Coding region: 943-2691 (582 amino acids)
Biological process (GO): positive regulation of autophagy; TORC1 signaling; cellular response to amino acid starvation
Cellular component (GO): GATOR1 complex
Source: RefSeq, a predicted model, not a curated record